Messenger RNA from Penicillium malachiteum, 240 nucleotides. Its product is annotated as Nucleic acid-binding OB-fold. The coding region runs from base 1 to 240 and encodes 79 amino acids. The transcript is spliced from 2 exons. The record is from RefSeq and is a predicted model, not a curated record. NCBI's taxonomy places the organism in Eukaryota, Fungi, Ascomycota, Eurotiomycetes, Eurotiales, Aspergillaceae.
AUGCCAGCACCAAGAAAUUUUCCCACAUCAAAGAAGAAAUCAAGGAUAAAGCACCUUUCAGACCUCCUCGACACCCACCAGCACCAGCCGACCGAAGUCAGACGCCGAGAACUGGUAAAGAUCAUCACCACUCCCUGGACACGAAAAGCAGACACUGGCAUCGAGGACAUAGAAGUCAUCAGCAAGGGUGGAGAUUCUGUGGCUCUUUUAAAGAGCUUAGAAGUGGGACGUCUACUCUAA